Messenger RNA from Magnolia sinica, 3507 nucleotides. Its product is annotated as LRR receptor-like serine/threonine-protein kinase RGI1. Gene Ontology annotation, biological process: protein phosphorylation. Bases 1 to 3507 code for a protein of 1168 amino acids. The record is from RefSeq and is a predicted model, not a curated record. Lineage: Eukaryota; Viridiplantae; Streptophyta; Magnoliopsida; Magnoliales; Magnoliaceae. The transcript has 2 exons. Gene Ontology annotation, molecular function: ATP binding; protein kinase activity; protein binding. Gene Ontology annotation, cellular component: plasma membrane.
AUGAGACCCGAUGCAUCAAAUGCUGAGAAGGGAGGGUUGGGAUUUGGGGCAAUGUCUAUGACAAGGCCGAGGCAGCUGCAGCUGCAUCUGCUGCAGCAAACCCACCGCAAAACCACCGUCUCCAAUACCACCUUCUCUCUUUUUCUCCUCUUCUUCUUAGCCAUCCCUGGAAAAUUCAUCACAUCCUCUGCUGCUGCUGCUGCUCCUCCAAAUCAUGAGUCUCUUGCUCUACUCUCUUGGCUCCACACCACCACCAAUACCUCUCUUUCUUCUUCUACAUCUCCUAUUCCUAGUUGGAAUCCUCUGGAUUCCAACCCAUGCAACUGGACUUACAUUACUUGCUCCCGAACCGGCUUCGUUACAUCAAUCAUCAUCCAAUCUGUUCCACUUGGACUCUCCUUCCCUUCCCAAUUCUCCUCCUUCACGUCCCUCCAGAUACUUGUAAUCUCCGGUGCCAACCUCACCGGGACUAUCCCAGAUGAUAUAGGAAGCUACGCCAGGCUCUCUGUUCUUGAUCUCAGCUCCAACAGUCUCGCAGGCUCCAUUCCUGCCACUGUCGGGAAGCUCAUGAACCUCGAGGUGCUGACUCUCAACUCCAACCAGCUCACCGGGAAGAUCCCACUGCAGCUAGGCAGCUGUCUCAAACUCAAGAGUCUGCAGCUGUUUGACAAUCGCCUUAGUGGGAACCUUCCCGCCGAGCUCGGGCAGUUGUCUGGUCUAGAAAUCCUCCGCGCUGGAGGGAACAAAGACAUUUCUGGGAAGAUUCCACCCGAGCUCUCAAAAUGCAGCAACCUCACCAUCUUGGGCCUCGCUGACACUAAGGUCUCUGGCUCCAUCCCUGCUUCUUUCGGGAACCUCAGCAAGCUUCAGACGCUGUCUGUCUACACAGCAAUGCUAUCUGGAGAAAUCCCGCGUGAGAUUGGAAACUGCUUAGAGCUCAUCAAUCUCUAUCUAUACGAGAAUUCACUAUCUGGGUCGCUGCCGCCUGAGCUGGGGAAGCUGCGGAAACUUGAAAAGAUGCUGCUGUGGCAGAACGAUUUAGUCGGGGCAAUCCCAGAGGAGAUUGGGAACUGCAGCAACUUAAAGAUGAUUGAUCUGUCUUUGAACUCACUCACUGGUAGCAUCCCUGAAUCUUUCGGACACCUCUCUGAGCUCCAAGGGCUGAUGCUGAGCAACAACAAUGUAUCUGGAUCGAUCCCUUCCGUCAUUGCAAACAUUACCCAUCUCUCCCAGCUGCAGCUUGACACCAACCAGAUAUCAGGGUUGAUCCCACCUGAGAUUGGAAUGCUUGGCGAGCUGACAGUGUUCUUUGCCUGGCAAAAUCAGCUUGAAGGGAGUAUUCCUUCAACUCUGGGAGAUUGCAGCAGCCUCCAAGCUCUCGAUCUCUCCCAUAACUCUCUUACUGGUAGCAUCCCACCGGGCCUGUUUCGACUCCAGAAUUUAACAAAGCUGCUGCUGCUUUCAAAUGACAUAUCAGGCUUGAUCCCGUCGGAAAUUCAAUAUGCUAAGUCUCUUGUCAGGCUCCGGCUUGGAAACAACAGGAUCGGCGGUGAGAUACCAAGCGAAGUUGGUGGACUUAAUAGCCUGACCUUCCUAGACCUGUCCGGAAACCGUCUGGCAGGACCCCUUCCCGAUGAGAUCGGGAACUGCACGCAGCUACAGAUGGUGAACCUCAGCAACAAUACACUCCGAGGAGCUCUGCCCGAGUCGCUCUCUUCACUAAUUGGACUUCAGGUUCUCGACCUUUCACAAAACCAAUUUGUGGGUCAGAUCCCAUCUUCUCUCAGGCAUUUAUCAUCUUUGAACAAGCUCAUUCUCAGUGAGAAUUCCUUCUCCGGAUCAAUCCCUGCAUCACUCGGCUUCUGCUCAAAUCUCCAACUGCUUGAUCUGAGCAGCAACGGGUUAUCAGGCAGCAUUCCAAUUGAAUUGUGUCGGAUUGAGUCACUCGACAUUGCACUCAACCUAAGUCAGAACUCUCUGGCGGGGCCCAUCCCAUCCCAGAUAUCCAAUCUCAACAAGCUGUCUGUUCUUGAUCUCUCCCACAACAAGUUCGCUGGGAAUCUGACACCGCUGGCCGGGCUGGAGAACCUCGUUGCUCUCAACAUCUCAUACAACAACUUCUCCGGUUAUCUUCCCGACACCAAACUGUUCCGGCAGUUACUGAUAACUGACUUAGCAGGUAACGAAGAGCUAUGUAAUUCUGGUGACAACUCUUGUUUUCUAAGUGAUGUUAUACAAGGGACAGCACAGGAGAAUAGCUCCAGCAGGAGGAGAUUACAGAAGUUGAAGUUGGGGAUUGCAUUGCUGAUUACUGUAACUGUCGCAAUGCUUCUUGCAAUGGUGGCAGUGAUCCGGGGGAGGAGAAUUCUAGGAAGGGAAGAGGAGGAUUCUGAGAUGGGCUCAGAAUCAUCAUGGCCGUGGGAAGUAACUCCUUUCCAGAAGCUAAGCUUCUCAGUGGAUCAAGUAGUGAGAUGCCUAGUUGACGCUAAUGUGAUUGGUAAGGGGUGUUCUGGCGUAGUCUAUCGCGCAGACAUGAACAACGGAGAGGUUAUCGCAGUGAAGAAGCUGUGGCCUACGACUAUGGGUACAAACAACCAUAAUGACAGUACAGUGCGUGACUCGUUCUCAGCAGAGGUGAAGACACUGGGGUCAAUCCGACACAAGAACAUAGUGAGGUUCUUGGGGUGUUGCUCAAAUCGGAACACAAGACUUCUAAUGUAUGAUUACAUGCCUAAUGGAAGCUUGGGAAGUCUAUUGCAUGAGAGAAGUGGGCUUUCGUUGGAAUGGGAUCUGAGGUACCAUAUAGUGUUGGGAGCAGCACAAGGUCUAGCAUAUCUUCACCAUGAUUGUGUGCCUCCGAUCGUUCACCGGGACAUCAAGGCGAACAACAUCCUUAUUGGGCUUGAUUUUGAGCCAUACAUUGCGGAUUUUGGGCUGGCUAAGCUCAUUGAUGAUGGAGAUUACGCAAGGUCAUCAAACACUGUUGCGGGCUCCUAUGGAUACAUCGCUCCUGAGUAUGGGUACAUGAUGAAGAUAACAGAGAAGAGUGAUGUCUACAGCUAUGGUGUUGUCGUCUUGGAAGUUUUAACAGGGAAGCAACCAAUUGAUCCAACAAUCCCUGACGGGCUACAUGUCGUGGACUGGGUGAGGCAUAGGAAAGGAGGCAUGGAGGUCCUUGAUCCGAGCUUACAUGGUCGCCCUGAAUCAGAAGUGGAGGAGAUGCUUCAGGCAUUGGGUGUAGCUCUACUUUGUGUCAACCCCACCCCUGAUGAAAGGCCAACGAUGAAGGAUGUGGCUGCGAUGCUCAAGGAGAUCCGGCAUGAGAGAGAAGAGUACGCCAAGGUGGAUGUGCUCCUCAAGGGAAGUCCGGCAAACUGCCAUGACAAAGGAGGUCCGGCAUCAUCAGCAUCAGUGUCAUGUCAACAGAGCAACAACACCAGUUUCUCUGCUUCCUCCUUGCUAUAUUCUUCUUCCUCUAAUAAUAAUGCCAAACCAGCCUUCAAGUAG